This is a messenger RNA of Dentiscutata erythropus, 127 nucleotides long. The record is from the annotation of a GenBank genome assembly. NCBI's taxonomy places the organism in Eukaryota, Fungi, Glomeromycota, Glomeromycetes, Diversisporales, Gigasporaceae.
GGCAGAACGAAAUUUUUGAGAGCAAAAAAAUUGAUCCGAACAGAUUAAAGGCUAUUCCAAAAGCCUAUUGGGAAGAACUUAUUAACAAUAUCAAGGAAAAAUACUGGUCAGAUGAUAAUAAUUAUAA